Molecule: messenger RNA, 1781 nt
Organism: Trachemys scripta elegans
Lineage: Eukaryota; Metazoa; Chordata; Testudines; Emydidae
Gene: NHLH1
Product: nescient helix-loop-helix 1
Exons: 1
Coding region: 77-487 (136 amino acids)
Biological process (GO): regulation of transcription by RNA polymerase II
Molecular function (GO): RNA polymerase II cis-regulatory region sequence-specific DNA binding; DNA-binding transcription factor activity, RNA polymerase II-specific; protein dimerization activity
Source: RefSeq, a predicted model, not a curated record
UCUAUCUAUCUAUCUAUCUAUCUAUCUAUCCCGAUACACACCCAUCAGUCUAUCUAUCCAUCCAUCCUUUGAAAAGAUGAUGCUCAAUUCAGACCAGACGGAAAUCGACGUGCCCCCGUCUCACUCAGAGACAGAGUCAGUUUUUAGCGACUGUGGUGGGGGCGGUGGCCGUGGGGCUGGAGCGGAGGAGGCCGGCGGCAUCAGCUUGUGUGCCCAGUCCCGGCUAGCGGAGCCGGGCGAGGCUCUGAAAAAGGACCUGCAGCACCUGAGCCGAGAGGAGCGGCGGCGGCGGCGGCGUGCCACGGCUAAGUACCGGACAGCCCACGCCACGCGGGAGCGCAUCCGCGUCGAGGCUUUCAACAUGGCCUUCGCUGAGCUGCGCAAGCUGCUACCCACCCUUCCCCCUGACAAGAAGCUCUCCAAGAUCGAGAUCCUCAGGCUGGCCAUCUGCUACAUCUCCUACCUGAAUCACGUGCUGGACGUCUGAGCCACCGAGCCCACGUCCGUCUGUCCGUCUGUCUGCUACAUCUCCUACCUGAACCAUGUGCUGGACGUCUGAGCCACCGAGCCCAUGUCCGUCUGUCCAUCUGUCUGCUACAUCUCCUACCUGAACCACGUGCUGGACGUCUGAGCCACCGAGCCCAUGUCCGUCUGUCUGUCUGUCUGCUACAUCUCCUACCUGAACCAUGUGCUGGACGUCUGAGCCACUGAGCCCACGUCCAUCUGUCCGUCUGUCUGCUACAUCUCCUACCUGAACCACAUGCUGGAUAUCUGAGCCACCAAGCCCACGGCCGUCUGUCCUUCUGUCUGCUACAUCUCCUCCCUGAACCACAUGCUGGGUGUCUGAGCCACCGAGCCCACGGCCAUCUGUCCGCUACAUCUCCUACCUGAACCACGUGCUGGACAUCUGAGCCACCGAGCCCACGUCCGUCUGUCCAUCUGACUGCUACAUCUCCUACCUGAACCACGUGCUGGACUUUUGAGCCAUCGAGCCCAUGUCCGUCUGUCCAUCUGUCUGCUACAUCUCUGACCUGAACCACAUGCUGGACGUCUGAGCCACCGAGCACACGUCUGUCUGUCCAUCUGUCUGCUGCAUCUCCUAUCUGGAUGUCUGAGCCAACGAUUGUCCAUCUGUCUGUCCGUAUUUCUCUACAGAUCCUGCCAGACAUGUGAGCCACCAAGCCCAUCUCUGUCUGUCUGUUUGUCCAUGCGUUUACCAUAUAUCCUACCUGACUUCUUGCUGGAGUCUGAGCCACUGAGCCUACAUCCAUCUGUCCGUGUUUCUGCUACAUCUCCUACUGGUCAUCUGAGCCACCAAACCUACAUCCAUCUGUCUAGCUGCUACCUGAACCACAUGCAGGACAUCUUGAGCCUCCGAACUCAUGUCCGUCCACCCCUCCAUCCAUCUGUCUGCUCCAUCUCUUACUCAACAGUCCUGGGCUCUAGCCCAUGUGUCCGUCUGCUCUUUCUUCUACCUGAGCCAUGGCCUGGAUUGGUGACGUGCCAACAGCAGGAACGUUUCAGGCCUUUUGUCUGUCGGCUGCAUCUCUCCCCGCUGACACCACAAAAGCGCCCUGUCUCGAGGGGCUGCUACGCCAUCUGAGCGUGAUGCCCCCGGCAACUCCCAGAUCUAGGCAGACAAGGAAGGGAGCUUGACCCCCUGGGAGCUCUGGCAUUCCUUGCACAGCCGCAGGGCUCCCAGCUUUUCCUGCCCUGAAAAGAAAUACCAAACAUGCUGCAAAAAUGGAAGACAUGGGGCAGCCCCCAGCCCUGGCCCCACA